This is a messenger RNA of Capronia coronata CBS 617.96, 1575 nucleotides long. RefSeq lists its product as uncharacterized. Gene Ontology annotation, cellular component: nucleolus. The transcript has a single exon. Gene Ontology annotation, molecular function: rRNA (adenine) methyltransferase activity. Bases 1 to 1575 code for a protein of 524 amino acids. Gene Ontology annotation, biological process: ribosomal large subunit biogenesis; rRNA methylation. NCBI's taxonomy places the organism in Eukaryota, Fungi, Ascomycota, Eurotiomycetes, Chaetothyriales, Herpotrichiellaceae. The record is from RefSeq and is a predicted model, not a curated record.
AUGUUCGCCGUUCCAGGUUGGGCAGUCUCGCCGGCCUCCCUAGUACAGGAAUCACGGUCAUCGGAUACCGGCAAGCGGUCUUCGUCGAAGUCCGCCUCAGAUGGAACGAAGAGGAGAAAAAUCACACAUACAAAUGACGAAGACGCUUCCAAGAUCACGGGAAGCGAGCUCGAGAAGUUAUGGAAUCAACACAAUGGCUCUAAGGCGUCCGACGGCAGCGGCCAAAAGCGCGGACGGCCCAACAAUGAGUCCUUGAAACCCAAACAGAAAGAGCCUGGCGCAGGCCGGGGUAGUGGCGAGGGCGAGCACGAGAAACCAGACGCUGCGGUCAAGACCAAAAAAGAGAAAAAGCAGCAUAACGAAAAGUCGGAGAGGAAAGAACAGGCCAAGCAGUCCUACCACGCUCAAAACAAUGACACGCAGAAGCCGAGCAAGGCCGACCGCAACGGCGGAAAUGAUGGCAAAACGCCAACAUCUCCGGCUGCCUCGUCCAAGGCCAUCAUCGAAGCCCUCCCUCCCGUACCGACGCCGGCGAAGUUGACACCACUGCAAGCGAAAAUGCGCAGCAAACUGACCUCUGCGCGAUUCCGUCAUCUUAACGAGACAUUGUACACGACCUCCUCUUCCGCGGCGAUGGACCUGUUCACCAGCUCACCGGACCUCUUCGCCGAAUAUCACGCCGGCUUCUCCCAGCAAGUGAAAGAUUCAUGGCCACAAAAUCCAGUCAACCAGUACAUCUCCACGAUAAAAAGCCGAGGACAACUUGACCUGCAACCCAACACCGCAAAGCCAGGACUGACACCACUGCCACGCCGUAAGACGGGGAUCUGCACCAUUGCCGACCUAGGAUGCGGAGACGCACCACUCGCACGAGGCUGCCAAUCGCAGAUCAAGAAUCUGAAGCUCAAAUUCCACAAUUUCGACCUGCACGCGCCCAACACUCACGUCACGAAGGCCGACAUUGCGAACCUGCCGCUGCGCGACGGCGAAGUCGAUGUGGCCGUCUUCUGCUUGAGCCUGAUGGGCACCAACUGGCUGGCCUUCGUCGAGGAAGCAUGGCGCAUCCUCCGCGGAGACGGGAAAGGCGAAGUGUGGGUCUCCGAAGUCAAGUCUCGCUUUGGACGGCCCAAAAAGGGCCCGGGCCAUGUCGUGGAGAACAGUGUCGGCAAGAGACGCAAGAAGCCUAAACAAAAUGGGAAGCCCGACGACGCGGACGAUGAUCGCUUGGUGGGAGAGGAGGUCUUUGUGGAGGACUCCGAGUCGGCCGCUACAGAUGAGACAGACAUCAGCGCCUUCGUCAAGGUGUUCUCGCGCCGUGGCUUUGUCCUGCGUGAAGAGUCGGUCGACAAAAGCAACAAAAUGUUUGUGAGUAUGGUGUUUGUCAAGGCUGGCGUGCCGAGUGCUGGCAAGUAUAAAUGGCUGAAGUGGAAUGGGCGAGACUAUGUCAAAGUCCACGAUGGCAAGAUGAGAUUCAUCAGUGGCCAAGGCGGAAAGAAGGCUGUGGACAAUGACGACGAUGUGUCGCCUGAAGAGGAGGCCAAAGUCUUGAAGCCUUGCGUGUAUAAGACUAGAUAA